UAUCGUUGUAGCCUAGCUAGGGCUCCAACUGCCCUCUGUGGCACUUGAUAACUAGUCUGGAAAAGAACGUCAACUGUUGUGCAUGCUUCCGUUUUGCACAUAGGCCUACCUUUAGUAUGUCGUCUCAUAAUGUGGACCGAGUCAGCCUAGUAUUUUGUAUUUUCUUUGCCCAAGCGUAUGCGUUGCUGCCACCUCCAUGUGACAGUGAAAUUUACUGCACUGGAGAACUGUUGAGACGAGUGCAGACUGCUAAACUCUUUAAUGAUGAUAAGCACUUUGUGGACAUGAAGUUGCUGGCAUCCCCAGAUGUAGUGCUUGAAGCUUUUCAUAACUUGACAUUUGGAGUUCAGAAUCAGACAAUCACAUCUUCCAUCCUGAAAGACUUCCUGACAAGGUUCUUUGAUGCCCCAGGGAAGGAAUUUGAGACUUGGACCCCAGCAGACUGGCAUGAACAACCUCAGUUCCUCUCGAAGAUUAAAGACCCAAAGUUGUAUAACUGGGCGGUAGACCUUCAUCGCCUGUGGAAGUCCCUCGGCCGAAAGAUUACCAUGGAUGUGAAGGACCAUCCUGAAUUGUACUCACAAAUCUACACCCCUAACCCAGUCAUUGUACCAGGAGGGCGUUUCAGAGAACUCUACUACUGGGACUCCUACUGGAUAAUCAAUGGCCUCUUAUUGUCCGAGAUGACUGAUACUGCCCAAGGGAUGAUCAAUAACUUUCUAUACCUGGUUGACAGGUAUGGUUUUGUUCCAAAUGGAGGCAGGAUUUACUAUGAGCGUCGUAGUCAGCCUCCUUUUCUCACUGUAAUGGUACGGGAUUACUUUAGAGUCACCAAAGACAUCAACUUCCUGAAGAAAGCUGUACCUGCUUUAGAGAGGGAAUACAACUUUUGGAUGCAGAAUCGUUCCAUUAUAGUUGAAGUGGAUGGAAAUAAGCAUAUUCUUAAUCACUACAAUGUGCAAAUUGGUCAGCCAAGACCUGAGUCCUACACUGAUGAUUUGGACCUUGCUGAACACAUGUCAGAAGUGGACAAGGAAAGGUUAUUUGUAGAACUGAAGGCAGGGGCAGAGUCUGGUUGGGACUUCAGCUCACGAUGGUUUGGUGGUAACAAGGACUCCAAUAAUGCCACCCUGAAAGACAUCUACACCUCCUCCUUCGUUCCGACUGACCUCAAUGCCCUCAUGUGCCUCAAUGAGCACACACUAGCCCAAUUCCAUCAUGAACUAGGAAAUGAUGCUGCAGCUCAGCACUAUUCCAAAGCAUACAAUAAUCGACUUAAAGCAGUAGAGGCGGUGCUGUGGAAUUCAGAGAAGGGUGUUUGGUUUGAUUAUAGCUUGCAGACCAACAGCAGCAACUUUGCUUUCUACCCAUCAAACUUGGCACCCCUUUGGGCACACUGCUUCAAUCACAGUGAUAUGCAACUCCGGGCUUUUGAAUACCUGAAGGACAGUGGAGCACUGAACUAUCCCCAUGGUGUUCCCACCUCCCUCCACAACAGCGGAGAGCAAUGGGACAUGCCCAAUGCCUGGUCCCCGCUACAGCAGAUGCUCAUCCAGGGUUUAUCUGAUAUCCCCUCAGGAGAACCUAAAGAACUGGCAUUUGAGCUUGCCCAGAAGUGGAUCCAAACAAACUGGGCAGCCUAUUCAAUUUAUGAAGCCAUGUUUGAGAAGUAUGAUGUCAACGCUGGAGGAAAGCCUGGUGGGGGAGGUGAAUAUGAGGUUCAGCUGGGUUUUGGUUGGACCAAUGGUGUUGCUCUGCAGCUCUUGGAUAACUAUGGUGAGAGGCUAACUUCUGCAGCAGCUGAUCUGAAUGGCUUUAGACUGAUCUGGAUUCAGUCACUGUUCUUCAUACUUGCCCUGCUCCUCCUGCUAUAGGGAUGGUCAUGCUACCAGAGGUGAAUUGCACUGAAGACCACCCUGAAGCAGUUCCCAGGCCAGACACUCACUCCAGAUUGCUGGGCCAGGCAAGAAAUGCCAAAGUGACAGAACUGAGGUUCCAUAACAAAAACAAAGAUUUUCAAUAAAAUAGAAUAAAACAG
Molecule: messenger RNA, 2038 nt
Organism: Alosa sapidissima (American shad)
Lineage: Eukaryota; Metazoa; Chordata; Actinopteri; Clupeiformes; Clupeidae
Gene: treh
Product: trehalase (brush-border membrane glycoprotein)
Exons: 16
Coding region: 117-1874 (585 amino acids)
Biological process (GO): trehalose catabolic process
Molecular function (GO): alpha,alpha-trehalase activity
Source: RefSeq, a predicted model, not a curated record